AUGCGCUCUACAACUCAAUCAAAAUGGCUCCACUCUAUCCCGAAGCGCUCGUCAUCUUCCACUGCCAGUGACUCUGCGUCUUCGUGGGCGGGCGGCGGGAGGAUAAAUAUCACCUUUCGCAAUGCGCUUGAGAGGGGCGGGACUGAGAAUUAUUACUGUUAUAAUAUUGGCAGCGGCCCAGUUUAUCGCUGGGACGACGUUUCGGGGAAGAUGGUGCUCAAAGCUUGA
Molecule: messenger RNA, 228 nt
Organism: Morchella sextelata
Lineage: Eukaryota; Fungi; Ascomycota; Pezizomycetes; Pezizales; Morchellaceae
Exons: 2
Coding region: 1-228 (75 amino acids)
Source: RefSeq, a predicted model, not a curated record